Cololabis saira (Pacific saury) is the source of this 3221-nucleotide messenger RNA. RefSeq names its product polo-like kinase 4 (Drosophila) (gene plk4). Bases 163 to 2922 code for a protein of 919 amino acids. Lineage: Eukaryota; Metazoa; Chordata; Actinopteri; Beloniformes; Belonidae. Gene Ontology annotation, molecular function: ATP binding; protein binding; protein kinase activity. Gene Ontology annotation, biological process: protein phosphorylation. The transcript is spliced from 15 exons. The record is from RefSeq and is a predicted model, not a curated record.
GAUAUUUUCAAAAUGGAAGAAAUGGCAAUUUUUUGGAGGGGAACGAGAGAUCGACGUGUUUGCACCUUUUGAGCACUCCGUGCACCGAGUCUCCAUGUACUCCGCCGAUCAGAGGACAUUAUUACAGACCUGCAUGCAGCUGCGACGACAAAAGCGGGCAGGAUGAGUGUUUCUAUCGGCGACAAGAUCGAGGAUUUUAAGGUCCUCACCCUCCUUGGGAAAGGUUCCUUUGCAUGUGUUUACCGGGCAAAAUCCGUGAGGACUGGUCUGGAGGUUGCCAUCAAAACGAUUGACAAAAAAGCAAUGCACAAAGCUGGUAUGGUCCAGCGUGUCACAAACGAGGUGGAGAUUCACUGCCGACUGAAACAUCCUUCAAUACUUGAGCUUUACAACUACUUUGAGGACAGCAACUAUGUGUAUUUGGUGUUGGAGAUGUGCCACAAUGGAGAGAUGAGUCGCUACCUUAAAGAGCGAAAGAUUCAGUUUUCUGAGGAUGAAGCAAGGCAUUUUAUGCACCAAAUAGUGAAAGGAAUGCUGUAUUUGCAUACCCACGGCAUCCUGCACAGAGAUUUGACUCUGUCCAAUCUGCUGCUGACCAGCAACAUGAACAUUAAGAUAGCAGAUUUUGGCCUUGCCACGCAGCUCAAGCUACCAAAUGAAAAGCACUUCACUAUGUGCGGUACGCCCAACUACAUCUCCCCAGAGGUUGCGACUCACAGCGCUCACGGCUUGGAAUCAGACGUCUGGUCACUGGGCUGCAUGUUCUACGCCUUUCUGAUGGGCCGCCCUCCUUUUGACACGGACACGGUGAAACACACGUUGUCUAAGGUGGUUCUCGGGGAGUAUCAGAUGCCCACCCAUGUCUCUCUGGAGGCUCAGGACUUGAUCCAUCAGUUGCUUCAGAAAGACCCCUGUUACCGACCCAGCCUCUCCGCGGUGCUGGACCACCCGUUCAUGAACCAGAGCCUGGUCAGGACCAAAGAGCUCGGGCACGGGGACGAUAGCUCCAUGGACAGCGGCAUUGCCACCAUCUCUACAGCCUGCACGUCCUCCACCUCAGCCAGCAGCGGCACACGUCUCCAGAGGCGAACCAAGCACAUGAUCGCCUCAGCUCUGCCUAAUCGAAUGACGCCCAUUCCAGUCCUUCAACGCCAACCCAACAGUUCCUACUUUGAGGAGGGAGACCAGUGGCAGCUGCAGCAUCAACUGGAAAGAGUUCACAGGGAGGGCAGGAGCAGGGCGGGUCACGGAGGAGACAGUAGACAGCCGCAGUCUCGCUUCCUGAGAAGGGCUCAUUCAUCAGAUCCUCAUCAGAGUUCCUCUCAAACCGAGCUGGGGAGAUGUCAUUCCGAGGAGAUGCUGACUGGCGUAGGAAGGCCAGUCUUCCCAACGUCCUCCUCUCAACAUCCAUUCUCAGACCACGGCAGGCUCCCCUCCCCUCCUGUCAAACAGUCUGCAAAUUCUGGAUAUUUAUCAACAGACAUGGCACAUCCACCAAACUUCCAAUAUCAGGAUGUGGAAGGAGUUUCUAAUUGGCUCAACAAUGAAGGUCCGGGACAGAGGCCCACAGACACCAGCACUCACAGUAGCAGCAGCAGCAGCUUCCACAGCAGCAGGGGACCGUUUGGGGUUCACAGUUCCUGGACGGACAAGCCGGUGGGCCGAGGUGUGAACCCUCACCACAACCAACACCACCUGCACCAGCUGCCCUCCAACGCUGACUUGCACAGGGAGAACACGCCUGGAGCAGAGUUUCAGCCUCCUUCAUCAGCCAAGCUCAGUGCAGACAAGCAGAAGAAAACCCUGAGAGAUAUCGUGCCACCUUUGUGCUCAUCAAGACUGAAGCCUAUAAGGCAGAAGACAAAAAAUGCUGUUGUUAGCAUCCUGGACACUGGGGAAGUGUGCAUGGAGUUGUUGAAAUGCCAAAAUGGGCAAGAAAGGGUCAAAGACGUCUUACGGAUUUCCUGUGAUGGUUCAAUGGUGACGAUAUACCAGCCUAAUGGAGGAAAGGGUUUCCCCGUGCUAGACUGCCCCCCAGCUCCCCCGGAAGAUAUUCUCAUCUGCAGCUACGAAGACCUUCCGGAGAAAUAUUGGAAGAAGUACCAGUACGCUUCCAAGUUUGUGCAACUCGUGAAAUCCAAGACUCCUAAAGUGACCCUUUACACCAAAUACGCAAAGGUCAUGCUCAUGGAGAAUUCUCCCAGUGCAGAUGUGGAAGUCUGUUUUUAUGAUGGCGCCAAGACCCACAAGACAUCAGAACUGCUGCGAGUGGUGGAGAAGAGUGGGAAGUCGUACACGGUGAAGGGGGAAGUGUGGCUGAGCGGCCUGAGCCCGGAGAGCAGAGUGUACGUGGAGCUGUCCGAUGAGGGGCAUAGCAUGUGUCUCUCACUGGAGGCUGCCAUCAUAAGAGAGGAGCAGCUCAGCACCAAGAAAGUCCCCUUUUUCCCCAUAACUAUUGGAAGGAGACCUGCCAGCUUAGACUCCCCAUGCUUACCCUCCGUGCCUUCGCAACAGGUCCCUCCCGAUGCAGCUUCACCUCCUAAACCUCCACAAAUCACUCCUUCAAUGAUUUCCUAUGAUGGGUCUGAUUUCACCACAGCCAGCCUGAAUAAGAAAGGCUCUCCAGUGCGACAGGGCCUGGUUCAGAGUUCAGGGAAGGUGGUUAAAUCCAUAUUUGUGCCCAAUGUUGGAUGGGCAUCCCAGUUGACGAGUGGCGAGGUGUGGGUGCAGUUCAACGAUGGGUCUCAGCUGGUUGUUCAGGCCGGCGUUUCCUGCAUCACCUACACGUCCCCAGAGGGGAGGAUCACCAGAUACAAGGAGAAUGAGGAGUUGCCAGAACACGUCAAGGAGAAGUUGCACUGUCUUUCAACCAUCCUCGGACUGUUGGCAAACCCCAGCACGCAUCACCUGAAAACCCAUUAACACUCAGAGCAAAGACCUUAAAACACCAUUACAAUCUUUUAUAACUUUUCCUGUAUCUGGUGUUCUUGUAAAUAUAUCUGCUACCUGUUUGUUGUUUUUACAUGUACAGAAGACUAAAAUUAUGAAAAGAUAUAUUUUUUAUUUUGUUACUGUUGUAUAGCGUUUAAAAUAACCCUGUAAGAAAUGUUUUGUCCUUUUUAGUGUCUCCACACCUAUGAACUAUGUGACCGAUGCAAUAAACAUCUGCAGGCUGGGUGGAGAAAUGCUGCACUCAGGUUUGCAGUCUUCUGUUUACUCUC